ACUGUUAUAUUAGUCCUUGUCUUUGUCUCGCCGUCUGAGGUAGGUCCGUCCCCGGAAAAAAAUUUGUCUGAAGUCCUCUUGUUUGAAAAGUGGUUGGAGCAAGCCCUCGCCGGAGGGCGGAGCUCCGGCGAGUGCAUGUGUGGCUUGGUGACUAGGAUUAAUGAACCCACGUGGCAUUAAAAAAUAAAUAAAAAAUAAAAAUCAAAUUACAACUCAGAAUUUUAAACCUAAUUAACCUAUUUCUAAUUAACCCUAACUUAAUUAACCAAAAACUAAUUUCCCCCCCAAACUUAACCCAAUUCACACCAAAUCAACCCUACCCCCAAAUCAACCCAAUCCCAAUCUGAAGUAGCAGGGUUCUCCUUCAUCGUAAGCCUUAUCGUGUUCUUCCUCUGCCGUCUCCUGUUCUUCUUCAUCGUCUUCCUCUUAUCGUGUUCUCCUUCCUCUCUAUCUUGUUCUUCUGGGUCGGCUUUGGUGCGGCUUCUUCUGGGUCUUGUCGUUUUCUCCUUUUCCUCUCCUAUUUGGUGCGACUUCUUCUGGAUCUUACAUGGAUAGUUCUUCUGGUUUCAAGGGUUCCACUGCUUCCUCCUCUCGUUUCAGGCAGAGGCCACGAUCUGCAGGUGCAAGGGCUAACUGUCCUUGUGGUCUUCCUCUCAUUAUUUACACUGCUGGUACUCGAGUGAACUCAGAAAGGAGGUUUUUGAGAUGCAGAAAUUGGCAUUUACCAGGCACAUGUAAUUUCUUUUUUUGGAUUGAUGAUCCUGUUGAUGAAAGACAACCCAGGCAUGUAGAGGCUGAUACUGACAUUUCUGAGAUUGACAAUUCAUCUAACUCUGUGCUUCCUGGACCUGAUUUGAAGAAGAAGAUGAAGAAGUUAAAGAAGAAGGUUGAAAUUGAGACAUUUCACAAGAAUGUUGCACGGUUGAUUGCUCUGAUUUCUUGGAUAGUCACAGUUCUGGUGUUUUUGUAUGGCAAGAGUUUGAAGGGUUGAAGGGUUUCAAGGGUUUCAAGUUAAUUCUGUUUUAGGGUGGUUGGUUUGUGUUAGGGAAUGAAUUUGGUUGUUUGUUCUAGGGGAUGUAUGUGGUUGUUUGUGGGAUGAAAUACUUGUUGUGUAGCAUGAAUUCAACUUAAUGAAAUGAAAGAAAAGUUGUUGUCUCUCAUUUAUGUCUCAUUCCUACUUCCUUUACCAUACACAGUUAACAUUGAAAGAAAAAUGAUAGUAUAAGGACUUAAACAUGAAGUCAAACAUGUAAGUAAAGAUGCAAAACUUUAAACAGAAACAAGAGAAGGACUUUAACCUUGAAUUUGAAGUGCAACAUCAAUACAUAAGGAGGACUUAAACAUGAACUUGUUGUUUGGACCAUAUAGUCACAGCAAACAAAACAACAUAAACAACAUAAAAGCCUGUUUUAAUAACUAACAAAAGCAAGUGGCUAUAGUUUUGUGGUCCACAA
This is a messenger RNA of Lotus japonicus, 1454 nucleotides long. RefSeq lists its product as uncharacterized. The transcript is spliced from 2 exons. The coding region runs from base 548 to 991 and encodes 147 amino acids. Gene Ontology annotation, molecular function: zinc ion binding. NCBI's taxonomy places the organism in Eukaryota, Viridiplantae, Streptophyta, Magnoliopsida, Fabales, Fabaceae. The record is from RefSeq and is a predicted model, not a curated record.